Molecule: messenger RNA, 1032 nt
Organism: Caenorhabditis elegans
Lineage: Eukaryota; Metazoa; Nematoda; Chromadorea; Rhabditida; Rhabditidae
Gene: nspg-10
Exons: 8
Coding region: 105-905 (266 amino acids)
Source: RefSeq, marked reviewed
AUAGGGAGCAGGCAAAUAUUCGCCGACGACGGUUUGCCGUCGUUAUCAAUCCCCGAGACGACUUUUUCAAUUUGCCAGCCCUGCGUCACCAUCACCUUUUCGGCAUGAAGUUUGCCAUCGUUUUUGCUGCUCUUUACGGAGCCGCUGUUGCUCAAUUCGGAACUGACAACUGUGUGAGCGCACAGUUUCAGGCUUGUAAUAGCAAGUUAGGAGAUUUUUGGAGAACUGACACCACCUCUGCCUGGAAGGACUUGGCGAGCUUGGACAGAAUCACCCAGUCUCUCAUCGUCUCCCCAUAUGUCAUUGACUCAUGGGUCAAUGUUUGCAACGGUUACGCUGCCUUUUACGGAUGCCUUGGACAAGCUCAAAUCCGCAAUUGCCUCGGAACCGUCGGACUCGUCGGAUCUGGACUCGAUCUUAACACCGCCUACGCUUACCAAGGAUUCUUGGCCGACUGGGAUUUCAAGUGUGGAGCCGGAUUCUGGACUAUGUACGAGCGUAAGACCCUGACCACUUGCGUCGAGAGCACCUACGUCAACUACCAACAAGAGACAUCUGCCGCUAUGAAUACCUACAUGACUGCCACCGCUCAAGACCCAAAUGGUGCUUGCAAGUAUGCUCAGAAUCUCAUGAACGCGUGGCAGAACACCUACACCAAGGGACCAUGCCGUACAGUUAUGCCAGCUCAAGCCGGAUGGUUCGGAUGCCAAUCGGCUCGUGAAUGGUCUAAUGCUCAAUUCAGACACUGCAAGCAUACUACACAAUGUGCAUCUCCAACUUCCAACGAGGCUGUGACCAGAUUCAACACUGAAACCGGAAAGGUUGAAUAUGAGACUCUCCCUACCUACCAAAUCGUCGACAAUAAGGCCGUCGUCCUGAAUGAGGCCUCCUGGAUUUCCGAGUAAUUUUGAUUUUUUAAUUUUUGAAAUAAUUAUAAUUUUCUUUCAUUCCUUUUACCUGUCUAUCAUGAACUUUUUUGGGUUGAAUCACACAUACACAAUCAGUCUGAUAAAGUAAACCAAUAACUAUUUA